GAAGGUGGUUUUUAGCUUUGUGGAGGGGUCCUUUUGUGAUGACGGAAUUAGAAACAUUUAAUGGCAGAGACAAACGGCUUCAGGUUUCUAGGAAAUUAGGAAGUUUACGGAGGCUAAAGAAGCAAUAACUAGUGUCCGCCAUUAAAGCCGACUCUGGAUCCUCAAAGCGAUCAGCUUCAGCUUCAAAACCUGAUUUCAAAACCGACCCAACAUGCAGGAGGGAUGGGACAUAGCAAUUACCAAGCUGCAACGUCGUCGAGAUUGGGUUUGAAGCACGGCGGGGGCGAGAUCUUUGAGGUUGAAGGAGGUCGCAUUGUUCGGUCAACUGGAAGGAAAGACCGUCACAGCAAAGUUUGCACCGCUAAAGGUCCUCGAGACCGUCGUGUUCGUCUCUCGGCGCACACCGCCAUCCAGUUCUACGAUGUCCAGGACCGACUUGGCUACGACCGCCCUAGCAAAGCUGUGGAUUGGCUUAUCAAAAAAGCCAAAUCCGCCAUUGACGAGCUCGCUGAACUACCUCCUUGGAACCCAGAAACUUUGAAAACAGUUACUUCAACCACAAAAUUACCAAAUAACCAAGAAGAUCAAAAUACAAUAACAGCAACAGAUCAUGAAAAACCCUGUCAGUUUCACAACCUUGCUGCUGGGUCAGGUACUCGAAGAAGAACGGCUACAAUAAUGGGAAACGAAGUCCAAAUUCUUCAAGAAAUUGGAGAUAACCCGAAUCGUAAUUCGAGUUUUCUUCCACAUUUUUUAGUUUCUGAUGAUAUCGAAGAUACUUUGAAGUCUUUUAUUCCAUCGGGAGCUUCCAGUGAGACGCCAACUUCUUCAUUACAGUUUCAGAAUUAUCUACCGGAUUUUUCGACCCGAACCGGCAGCCACAGUCAAGAUCUGCGGCUUUCGCUUCAGUCAUUUCCGAAGCCAAUGGUUCUGCUCCACCAUCACCAAGCUGCUGCUGCUGCAGUGCAGGCACAUCAAAGUGAACCAGGCUUAUUCUCUGGUCUUGAUGGUUCUUCAGCUGGAUGGGAACACCACAACCAACAUCCAGCGGAGAUAGGAAAGUCUCAAAGAUUGGUUGCCUGGAAUAAUGGUGGUGCUGGUAGUGGCACUGGCGGUGGUUCUAGUGGCGGGAGUGGAGGAUUUCUCUUUGGCAAUCCAUCAGCACCGCCACUGCCACCUGCUUUUGGCCAAAACAGCCAGUUUAUUUCUCAGAGGGGACCCCUUCAGUCCAGUAACACACCCUUGGUUCGUGCUUGGAUAGACCAGCCAAUUCCCACAAACAACCAACACCAUCAAAUCCCACAAAACAUCCAUCAUCAAACUGCUUUAUCCGGCAUUGGAUUCACCGCAUCAGGUGUAUUCUCUGGCUUCCGCGUACCAGCACGAUUUCAGGGCGAAGAAGAGGAGCACGACAGUAUUCCCAAUAAGCUGUUCUCUGCUUCCUCUGAUCAUCACCAUUGAUCCAAUAAAAUGAAGAAAACCCAAAGUCUCUCCCCUCUAACAAAAACAUUUUGAUUGUUGACAGUGAAGUUAAUGGAGGAGAUGCUUCUAAUGAUUCAACACUGGCUUAAGGGAGGAUUUUGGUCACUUCAAAUCAAUGGUCUAUGCCGUGGGAAGAAGAAAUCUGGGUUGGUUUCAGGUUCAUUCAAUCCCGGUUUCCUUAGUUUCUAUCAGUUGAGUGUGUUGUACCUUCAAUAUAUGUUUGAUUUCACUUCUUGUGCCUCU
Molecule: messenger RNA, 1725 nt
Organism: Hibiscus syriacus
Lineage: Eukaryota; Viridiplantae; Streptophyta; Magnoliopsida; Malvales; Malvaceae
Product: transcription factor TCP4-like
Exons: 2
Coding region: 223-1461 (412 amino acids)
Biological process (GO): regulation of secondary shoot formation
Cellular component (GO): nucleus
Molecular function (GO): DNA-binding transcription factor activity; sequence-specific DNA binding
Source: RefSeq, a predicted model, not a curated record